Phlebotomus papatasi is the source of this 3044-nucleotide messenger RNA. RefSeq names its product choline transporter-like protein 1. Gene Ontology annotation, cellular component: membrane. Gene Ontology annotation, biological process: transmembrane transport. Bases 211 to 1755 code for a protein of 514 amino acids. Gene Ontology annotation, molecular function: transmembrane transporter activity. NCBI's taxonomy places the organism in Eukaryota, Metazoa, Arthropoda, Insecta, Diptera, Psychodidae. The transcript is spliced from 8 exons. The record is from RefSeq and is a predicted model, not a curated record.
GAUCAUUCUUAACAGGAAAAUUUAGAAGAUGACCAGGAAACUUCUGUUAUUAAUGAACAUCGAACAUGCACAGAUGUCUUCUUCCUUGGGCUCUUAAUUGCUUUUAUUGUAGUUCUGAUUGGUCUUCUCGGUUACUGCAUUGAAAAAGGAGAUAUCGACAGGAUUAUAUACGGAUAUGACAAUUGUCUCAAUAUUUGUGGCAAAGAAAAUAUGGUAGAUUAUAAAUUGGCUUGCAAAGGAGAAGAUAUGACAUCUCUUAAGUAUUUAGUCUUGGAAUCAGCAACUGAUUCUUCGUCAUCAAUUAUUAACAGAAAAUGUGUCGCAUCUUGUGAAGAAUUGGACAUGAAAUCUUUACUGAAUCGAUGUGUUCCACAAAAUUUCUCAAAUUAUACCAAGAAGUUCUUAUCCAAAGCUGGGAUUAGAAAUUUUUUUCAAGAAGUUUCAGAAGAUUUACAUAUAUGCUGGAAGGAAAUUCUUUGUCUCUUUGUUAUGGCUUUUGUAUUCUCGUUUAUAAUGGUAUUUUUGCUGCAAUAUCUUGUGAAAAUUUUAGUAUGGCUUGUACUAAUUGGUGUAGUUACCGCCAGUAUCGUUGGAACUAUUUGGUUGUGGGUAAAGUACGACUUAAUAAGAAGAAACACUCCUGAAGAUUCAGAAGUAGGGCUCCAAAGGAAACAUUCCUGGUUAGCAUAUGCAAUCGUCGCAACAGUAAUUACAAUCUGUAUCUGCUUGGUUAUCUUUGUGAUGCGAAAAAGGGUUCAAUUAGUAAUUCAGUUAUUUCGAGAAGCUGGAAAGGCAAUUUCAAACAUCCCACUCCUACUAUUCGAGCCAUUUUUAACAUUCCUAGCACUCUCUGGAAUAGUUGCCCUUUGGUUCUACUUUGCACUGUGGAUUGAGAGUUCUGGACAUUUCACGGUGGAGACAAAUGAGAGUGCUAGAAUUGUUAAGGAUUCAACAAUUCGCGUCUCCCGAUGGUACAAUUUACUAGCUUUAUUCUGGUUCACACAAUUCAUCAUGGGAUGCCAGCACUGCAUAAUAGCCGGAGCAGUCGCCACGUGGUUCUUCACAAGGGACAAGAAUCAUCUCAACGGACCAAUUUUGCAGAGCUUCAAGAGACUUACUUGCUAUCAUCUAGGAACAGUUGCUUGUGGAUCUCUGAUCAUAUCCCUUGUGCAAAUUCUCCGAGUUAUUCUCAAGGCAGUGGAAUAUUGGCUCAGAGAUCCACAGAAUAAGGCAUUGGUCUUCAUAGCAACGUGCUGCCACUGUUGCCUUGGACUCUUCGAGAAUGUCCUCCAAUAUUUGUCAAGGAAUGCAUAUAUUGAAACGGCAAUAUUUGGGCAUCCAUUCUGCGUGGCCGGAAGGAAGGCAUUCAACCUGUUAUCGAGCAACGCUCUCCGAGUAUUUAUGAUAAAUUCUGUUGGAGAUUUUGUACUAUUCCUGGGCAAGGCUUUUGUGGUUCUCUGCACAGUUCUCGUGGGAAUGGAAAUCAUUCAGCAGAAGAACGGUGUUCAACACAAUUGGGUGUUACUUAUUCUAGUAGGAUUAUUUGCUUACCUUGUGUCCCACUGCUUUAUCACGGUAUACGAAAUGACCAUUGAUACCAUUUUCAUCUGUUUCUGCGAAGAUUGUGAACGCAAUGAUGGAAUUUCCAAGCCCUACUACAUGUCCCGUGGUCUCAUGGAAUUUGUGCAGAAUUCCAAAAAAGCACUAGAAAUAGAGAGUAAUUCUGGAAAUGCAUGGUCAAAUAGAGAAAAAUAGUGUUGCAAACAAAUGGGUACAAUUUUUUUCUUCAAUAUUUAUUAGUAAUUCUCAUUUACAUUACCAAUGAAAAUUUCACAAAAUUCUUAUUUAUAUUUUAGUGUUUGAUGUGAUUAUAAAUUUUGUCAUUAAACAAAAUUAAUCUGGGUGAUUCUUUUUUUUUUUAAUUUAAAUUACGCUAGCAAAAUUAAUAUACAUUUAUUCUUCUUCUUUUUUAUUACUCUUCAAAAAACAAGACCAGCUUGUUGAAAAAAAAUAAAUAUUAUUCGAUCAUUUUAAUACCAUCCACAAUAUAAGUUUAUAAAUAAUUUAUUUGGUUCAUAUACUUAUUAUAUUUGUUGUAUAAUUUAACUAUAAGUAUUUUUUUUAAAUUAAAAGAAUCGGCGAGAGAGCAAAUUUUUUAUACAUUAAAAAACGUCCACUACAUUUUUUUUCUUCAAAAUAUUUUCUAUACCUCAAAAUAAUUUUAUUUCUAAACUUAAAAGUUGCAACACAAAAUAGUUUGGAAUAAAAAUUCGGAAUUUAUAUUGAACUAUAAGUGAUUGAUUUUUAUUUCUUCAAUCUACUGUGUCUAUUAGUUUAUGAUGAGUUAUUAUUAGAUUAUGAUGAUGUUUUGCUCAAUUCUAAGAUAGAAGGACAUUUACAUAUAAAACUUAAAGAAAGAUAAUAUUUAUUUUCAAAAGAAAACCUUAGAUAAAUACAAAAAACAAACAUAAUAAGCUACAAUUUUUACUUAUGUUCACAUUUAACCAAAUAUUUAAGUUCAAAAAAUAUUUUAAACUCAUUGCGCCUUCUGAUUGGUUAAUGUUUUGAAUCCUGUCAAAUUCCAUCCAAUGAGCGCAAUGGAACUGUAAUAUUUUAUGGUAUUAAAUACUCAUUUAAAUAAAAUCAUGACCAUGACUUUACAUUUUAUUCGCAAGAAAACUGUUUAUUUUUUUUUUACAGAAAAUGAUUCCUAUAAAUUUUAAGGAUCGUCUUCAAACAAAGGCUCGGAAUUUAGUAAUAGUCUAUAUUUGUUGCUUGUUUAAGUGAUUGACAUAAACAUUUGUAAAAGGUAUACAAUAUAUCAGCCCAAAAGCUUGUGAUAAAGUCUUAAACACCUGAAAAAAUUAUUGAAUUUACUAAAUAUUCUAAUAAUAUUUAUUUCAAAAAUCAAUUAAAAAAUGUUUAAAUAACUAAAGUCCUUCUAUUUUAUCUAUUUUACACUUCCAAGCAGGGUAAAACAAAUUGCUUUUGAAAAUAACCAUUUUUGUUUAAACAAAUAAAACUAUAUUUAAGAUGGAUUCACC